Rhagoletis pomonella (apple maggot) is the source of this 420-nucleotide messenger RNA. RefSeq lists its product as uncharacterized. The record is from RefSeq and is a predicted model, not a curated record. Lineage: Eukaryota; Metazoa; Arthropoda; Insecta; Diptera; Tephritidae. The transcript has a single exon. The coding region runs from base 1 to 420 and encodes 139 amino acids.
AUGCCAACGAUCGACCGCAGGAAGAUCGAAGGAUGGUUCCUAAGUCUUGAUUAUUGGUUCCUUGCAAUGGGUAUCAAAAGCGAUACCCAGAAAUUCCACACGGUGGUGACAGCUCUCGGUCCACGUACACUGCAAGAUUUCCUAGCCACGUUAGGAGAAGUGCCUGACCAGGGUCGAUAUGAAUUCGUCAAACAGCGACUAAUAACCUUCUGCACCAACAGCCAGCAGGGACGCUUAAAUCAAGUGCUGAACGAAACCCAGUUGGGUGAUCAAAGGCCUAGUCAGUUGUUUACGGAAAUGAUGCGGCUAGUCGGCGAUACAAUGAGAGAAUCAGCGGUAAAGAAUCUGUGGGCAAAACGUCUACCAGUUUAUGCUCAAGCUGCUGCAGCUGCGUACUCAGGCCCACGGAAGAAUACCUAA